AUGGCUGAAGAAUUAUUGGUGGAGAAUGCUACAAAACUCAGGGGGCAUCUCACAGGGUCGCUGCUGGCGGUGGCGUUCCUGGCCUCGUUUGGCAGCUCCUUGCUCUACGGCUACAACCUGGCAGUCGUCAACUCGCCUGCAGAGUUCAUCAAAGCGUUCUACAAUGAGACACUGAUUCAUCAUCAUAAGUGGGCUCCAGGUAAACAUUUUCUGACUGUCUUAUACUCCCUCACCGUGUCCGUCUUUGCCAUCGGUGGGAUGAUCGGUGCCUUACUGGUUGGCAAACUUGCCACCAAAUAUGGAAGAAAAGGGACACUUGUUCGAUCCACCAUACUGGUGUUUGUUGGAGGAUCUUUAAUGGGCUUCAGUAGAUGGUGCAGGAAUCCUAUAAUGGUCGUCGCAGGACGCUUCAUCAUCGGAGUACACUCAGGGAUUUCCCUCAGUGUGGUGCCCAUGUACCUCGGAGAGAUCGCUCCCAAGAACCUGCGAGGCUUUCUGGGUCUUGUUCCCAGUAUCCACAUUUGUCUUGGAGUCUUCAUCGCUCAGGUCCUGGGGCUCUCAGAACUGCUGGGAAAGGAAGAAUAUUGGCCUCUGCUCUUCUCUUUUGUGAUGCUUCCAACAAUGAUCCAGUUGAUGCUGUUGCCAUGGUUUCCAGAGAGUCCACGAUACUUGCUAAUGGAAAAAGGAAAUAUGUACGCCACCAUCACAGCCCUGAAACGGUUCCGUAAAAAAGGGAACAUCCAAGCGGAGGUGGAGGAGAUGCAGGAGGAGCAGCGCUCCCUGUCCUGCAUCGAGACUCUCUCCGUCUGGGCUCUGCUCACAGACAGACGUGUCCGCUGGCAGGUCCUCACCAUUGUGGUGGUCAACAUCGGCAUGCAGCUGUCUGGUAUCGAUGCGAUCUGGUUCUACACAAAUGAAAUAUUUAGGAACGCAGGGAUCCCAGAGCCUCGCAUCCAGUACACAACUGUGGGAACUGGUGCCAUCGAGGUCAUCGCAGGGAUGAUCGGGUGUUUCACCAUCGAGCAUGUGGGCAGAAGACCUCUGAUGAUCGGAGGAUUCCUCUUUAUGGGUUUCUGCUGUGCAGGCAUCACCGUGUCAGCACUUUACCAGGAGCAGUUUUCCUUUCUGAGCUACAUCAGCGUGGGCUGCGUCAUUGGGAUCAUCGCUGGGUUCUGCAUCGGUCCAGCCGGAGUGCCUUUCCUGAUCACUGCAGAGCUCUUUAAGCAGUCCCACCGACCGUCUGCCUACACUGUUGCUGGUUGCCUCAACUGGUUGUCCAACUUCACCAUUGGUUUCGUCUUUCCCUUCCUGGAGGGAGCCACUGGUCCUUACUGCUACCUGAUCUUCUGCGCGAUCUGCUGGGGAGUGGCAGUGUACGUCAUCUUUAUCAUCCCAGAGACCAAGAACAAAACCUUCCUGGAGAUCAGCCAGAUGUUUGACUCCAGGAACAACGUCCUGGAUGAAGAAGUGUCUUCAAACGGCCAACUGAAGAUGGAGCUGGUGAAGGCCUACGGCUCGAUAGGCCGCCACGAUGGAAAAUAA
Messenger RNA from Nematolebias whitei (Rio pearlfish), 1542 nucleotides. It is a transcript of the gene slc2a15b, whose product is annotated as solute carrier family 2 member 15b. Gene Ontology annotation, biological process: monosaccharide transmembrane transport. NCBI's taxonomy places the organism in Eukaryota, Metazoa, Chordata, Actinopteri, Cyprinodontiformes, Rivulidae. The transcript is spliced from 12 exons. The record is from RefSeq and is a predicted model, not a curated record. Gene Ontology annotation, molecular function: hexose transmembrane transporter activity. Gene Ontology annotation, cellular component: membrane. Bases 1 to 1542 code for a protein of 513 amino acids.